AUGUGGCUAUUGGUUCUUCUUCUCACUGGAGUGGAUCUUUUUGUAAGAGCGGAAGAUAUCAAUGAUAUUACAGAUGGAGAAUCAUCUAGAAAGAUCCUCGGUCAAAGUGUCGUCACAUCCGUAUCUGUAGUGAUGGAUAUUGGAAACGGGACGAAAACCAUUUACUCAGAUCCUUUAGGCAGACCAAUGGAAAAGCCUUCGAAUCCAUCCGAUCUCGCUAGUCCCAUUAAUCUACUGAAUCCAGAUCGAUAUGAAUUUUACACGUUUGACGAUAAUGGUAACCUUGUUAGAAGACUAAUGUCUUUGGAAGAAAUAAAGGGAAUCAUAGCGACGGGGGAUAGUGACGGUCUAGAGUACGAUCCCGCUUUUUCGGAAUCUUAUAUUCCCGAAAAAAGAGUAAACGAUGUUUUAAGUAACGUACAAAAUGUUUUAAAAGAAGAAAUCGAGAGUCAUGGUACUAAACUGGAUACCUUUCAUACUCUGGAUACUCCAGAUGUAUCGGAUUCGUGGAAUAUGAUCCUUCCAGCAGUAUUUGGAAAUUCCGGGGCUGAUAUUACUCCAGAAAAACCACCAAUGCACGUUACACCCGAUACCAUAAUGAUAGAACCAACGGCAAAUAGUCAAAGUACUUCUAGAUCUACUUCAUGGCCUAGUUCGACUACGGUAACAUCUUUAAAAGCAUCAAGUUUCUCUCCUCUCUCAAGUUAUUCUCCACCUAUUACAUCAACUUUAGCUACUACAGAACAUGUGCCUUAUUCGAAUAAUAUGGAAUUAACAACCGCAGAAUUCAAACAAACAGAUCAAACUACAGAAACAACUACCAAGGAGUUCGUUCCGAUUAGUACAAUUGAUCAAAAUAAAGUAGAUAAAGCAACGACUUCUUCAAUACAAGAAACUACUUAUGAUACUACCACAAGUACAAAGGAGAACGAGAUUGUUAAAUUAGAACUUGCAACAAUAUCUUCCGAUACAUUUAAACCUACUGAAAACGAUAUUAAAAUCAAUACAAUAGCAGCGACAGAAUUGCCAACUACACAAAAAGAAGAUUUCACAACAUCAUCUAUAGUUGAAGUUAAUAGUAUUAUUGAAAAUAAAAAACAAGAAACGACUAUGCAAUCCAUAGAAACAACUGUUAAUUGUACGUCCGACAAAAAUGAAGUGUUAACAACAACUUCAACUUCAUUACUUGACGACGUUAAUUCCAUAGACGGAAUAGCAGCCCCUGAAAUACUCAAUCAACUGCUUUCAACUCCUCUAAUACAAGAUAUAAAUACAGAAAUAUUGAAGAAUCAAAUUACGACAAAUGGAUUAGAAGAAAGUACAACUGAAUUAAAAAUUGAAACAACUACAAAUUUAAGAGAGACAACUUCUUUUGAUGGACGUUAUAACAUAUCAUCAACUGAUUCAAGUAGACAAACUGUUGUUGUACCAUUAAUAACUAUUACAAACAAUUAUUCCAAUCAAUUUGAGGAUACUUCUGCUGUUCCUACAACUGUACCAGAACUAGAAAAAUCUACAGAAAAAAUCUUGCUUGGUUCAACAGAGAAUCUGCAAGAGUUAACAGAAAAAAUUAAUCGAAAAGAAGAUACAAUUACAACAGAGACAGUAAUGACGGAAAAUAAUGUUAAACCUAAUUCAGAUAUUCCAAAUGGUGGACCAAUUAAAAGUACUAAAAUAGAAACUGUCAACGAAACUGUUUCAACUACAAUAAACUAUGAAGAAAUAGUGAAAUCAACACUUGAUGGCGAAACUACAGAAGCCGUUAGCUCAACCACCACACUAAUCCCACUGUUGUCGUUUGAAAAUAGUACUAGUACCAGUAGUUUGAUCUAUCAAAACGAAAAUACAAUCCGAGUACCAUUAAUAGAACCAAAUGAAACUUCGAGAAUCAAUUUAACUACAACAGAUCAAAUACCCGCUAUUAAUAUCAUUAUCAACGAAUUGCAAACUAAAGACGUACCAUUAGCAACUACGAUAGUAUACGAUGAGAGAGGAAAUACUAGCUUUGUACCAUCCACUUCUAUAACAGGUGCUUUCACAGAUAGUACCACAGCUCAAUAUCAAUCAACUCAAAUUUCUGUGAAUGCAACAGAAAAACCUGUAGUGAAAAACACAGAAUCUCCUUCUACUACGGCACAAAUGUCUUCGAAUACAACAAAAAAUCCUAUAGUACCUAUAUCUUCAACAACAACAGAAACACCUACAGUACAAAUGUCUUCAAACACAACAGAAAAACCUAUAGUACAAAUAUCCUCGACAACAACACAAAAACCUUUAGUACGAACAUCUUCAACAACAACAGAGAAACUUGUAGUACGAAUAAUUACAAAAACAACAGAAAAACCUUUAGUACGAAUAUCUUCAGCAACAACAGAGGAACCUUUAGUACGAACAACUUCAACAACAACAGAGAAACCUUUAGUACGAAUAUCUUCAGCAACAACACAGAAACCUGUAGUACGAACAUCUUCAACAACAAAAGAGGAAUCUUUAGUACGAAUAACUUCAAAAACAACAGAGAAACCUUUGGUACGAACAUCUUCAACAACAACAGAGAAACCUUUGGUACGAAUAUCUUCAACAACAACACAGAAACCUGUAGUACGAACAUCUUCAACAACAACAGAGGAACCUUUAGUACGAAUAACUUCAACGACAACAGAAAAACCUUUAGUACGAAUAUCUUCAACAACAACAGAAAAACCUUUAGUACGAAUAUCUUCAACAACAACAGAGGAACCUUUAGUACGAAUAACUUCAACAACAACAGAUAAACCUUUAGUACGAAUAUCUUCAACAACAACAGGAAAACCUUUAACAACAAUUAAAACGCAAGCCACUACAGACACAGAAAAAAAAGAAACUAAUUGGACGUUAGUACCAACGAUAGCACCACACAAGGAAAGUACUUAUGAAAAUCCUCCAUCUAUAGAAAAUUACCCUGAGAUGCUGGAACCAGCAGAGCCGAUUGAUUUGAAAGCAGAGCCCCUCAGCGGUUUUGGAUUAGAAGAUAGUACGUCUUCGUUAGAAAAAGACAUUUACGAAUUCUCUCAGCUUUACAACGAAUUAGCUUUCGAUUUUUGGAAGAGUACUACAAGUACGUUAAGUCACGCUAGAAGCGUUGUUGUAUCUCCAUUCGGUGCUAUAUCGUUAUUAGCGAUGAUCUUCUUAGGGGCUAGAGGUUCGACUUCAGCUGAAAUGAAUGAAAUACUUAGACUUGACGAUAUGAUUACUUUCAAUCCUCAUCUAAUACUUAAAAAUGUCGGAGAAUCUAUAAUACCUGAAGAGGAAAGAUCCGGUGUUGUUGCUUCGGCAAUUAUUAGAGAAUUAUUUAAUGAUAAGGGAAAGGGUAAAUUGUUACCUUUUUAUAAGGAAAGAGUGAGGGCGUUCUAUGACGGUUACGUUGAAGAAGUCAGUUUUAGCGAAAUUAGUGAUAUUGUAAGAAGAAGAACGAAUCUUCAGGUGAAGAAACAUACGUCGGGAAAGAUUGUUGAAUUUCUUACCGAUACUUCUCUCACAGGAAGAGCGCCUCUAUUGGGACUUAGCGUUAAUAUUUUCCAAACUGAUUGCGGCGCAACAGCAUUCGAUAGUAGAGAUGGAGAAAUGCAUUUCACAGUACUUCCCAGCAUAAGACAAAGACGACUAGUACCGAUUCCAGCUACUGUUUAUAAAUCUGGUUUUUUGGCUGGAUAUGAAGCAAGUUUGGAUGCUACGGCUGUUGCGUUUGGGGAUAAAACCAAAGCUGUUAGUACUAUUUUCGUAAUGCCUGGACAACAAGGGAAGGCAAUACCCGGAGAUGGAUUAGCCAGACUGGAGAAAAGCUUAGUCGAAAGUUCUAAAAAAGGCGCUUGGUCAAGAUUGUUGAGAGUACUCAUUGCAAGAUCAGGUUUGGAAGUUCAGAUACCUAAAAUAUCUCAUAGAUCCGUUAUCAACGCCACAUACGCGUUAAAUCAAAUGGGAUUCGUAGAACUAUUUAAUAAACACAAAGCCGACCUUAUGGGAAUGAAUGGGGUCCCUAAUGAGUUAUAUCUCUCAGAUCUUCUUCAAGUCAAUCAGUUCACAACUUGCGGAGAGCGCAGAAGUGAACACCACUCUGAAAUAUAUCCAAGUAGAUCAGGAAGGAAUCAGAGACGUCUGGUAUUUUUACAAAACGAAGAACAUUUUGCAAGGGAUCUCUCCGAAAGCAAUUUCCAAGAUCCUCUUGACGAUCUCAGCUAUUUAGAUCUACCUUUGCCAUUGAGACCAAGACAAGCUAGAAAACCUGUUGUGCCAAGACUGAAAUUUGACAGACCUUUCAUUUAUUUCGUUAGACAUAACCCAACGGGUUUAAUUUUACACAUAGGUCGUUUCAAUCCAAGGUUAUUACCGUGA
Diorhabda sublineata is the source of this 4371-nucleotide messenger RNA. Its product is annotated as mucin-5AC. NCBI's taxonomy places the organism in Eukaryota, Metazoa, Arthropoda, Insecta, Coleoptera, Chrysomelidae. Gene Ontology annotation, molecular function: serine-type endopeptidase inhibitor activity. The coding region runs from base 1 to 4371 and encodes 1456 amino acids. The transcript has 6 exons. The record is from RefSeq and is a predicted model, not a curated record.